Messenger RNA from Pieris napi, 801 nucleotides. Its product is annotated as 15-hydroxyprostaglandin dehydrogenase [NAD(+)]-like. Gene Ontology annotation, cellular component: cytoplasm. The coding region runs from base 41 to 796 and encodes 251 amino acids. Gene Ontology annotation, molecular function: oxidoreductase activity, acting on the CH-OH group of donors, NAD or NADP as acceptor. Lineage: Eukaryota; Metazoa; Arthropoda; Insecta; Lepidoptera; Pieridae. The record is from RefSeq and is a predicted model, not a curated record. The transcript has a single exon.
AUUUACUUUUAGUACGUUCAAAGUAGUCUGUGAGGUAAAAAUGGCUAGAGACGUUAAAGGAAAAGUUGUAUUAAUUACAGGCUCCGCAGAUGGGCUUGGACUAGCAAUGGUUGAUAAUUUUCUGAAAAAUGACGCAAAACUUGCUAUCAUGCUUGAUUUUAACGAGAAAAAGGGAUUGGAAUCUGUAGCAGCCAUGAAAGCUAAAUAUGGUAAGGAUAGAGCUGUAUUCUAUACGUGCAAUGUUGUUACUGAUCUUGAAAAGAUUUUCGAUGAAGUAAUUAAACUAGGAUACAUUGAUGUUGUGAUAAACAAUGCUGGUAUUCUCGACGAAAAAAACAUAAAAAACACAAUGAACGUCAACGCGAUAGCAGUGAUGGAAUGGACGAUGAAGUUCUUUGAAUACAUGAGAAACGAUAAGGGAGGAAACGGAGGUACUAUCAUAAACAUAUCAUCAAUAUAUGGCUACAGAGUUACCGCGCACAUACCUUAUUAUCAUGGAUCUAAAUUUGCGGUAAUGGGAUUCUCUAAAUCUAUUGGACAUGAAUAUAAUUACAACAGGACAGGAGUGAGAGUGGUAACAUUCUGUCCAGGCUUAACUAAAACCAACAUGGCAAAUCAUCCACAUGUAAGAGAGGAUGCUACUUUUGAUGAUUUUGCUCUCGAAUUGAAGACAAAUUACGAAUGGCAAACUGCAGAUGAUAUUGGCAGAGGAAUGGUUGAAACGUUUCAACAGGCUGAUACUGGUUCUGUGUGGUUAGUGGAAGGUGGACGACCUGCGGAGAAAAUAAAUAUUUAGAAUUA